UAGAUAUAUGCUUUUAGAGAGGUCACCCCGUGGCAGAAAUAUGAUAUCGAUCUUGUCAAAAUUGAUUCGCCCAGUUGCAAGGUGCGUGAAAUACGAAUCGCAUCUUGGUAUAUUUAGAAAUCAAGGAAACAGUUUGCGUAUCGCAAUGCGAAAUUAUACCAAUCGACCAAUUUACAAGACACGAUUGGCUUUUCCGACGGACUACGACAGAGUAAUGACUUUUAUGAUUGACGCGUACUACAAGGGCGACCCAACUAUGGUGAACAUUGGUUUGGACGAACAAGAACCCGCGCCGUCACUGUUAAAAAUGAUGCACGACGAUCUCCAAGAGGGUAUGACAAUAAUUGCCGAGGGAGAGGACAAUUGUAUCGUAGGUGCCGCGGUGAACGCUGGCUCCUGUCCUUGGGAUCCCGACAAGUUCGUCGAGCUCGCUAGAUGCUGCGAAUGCGGGCCGACCCGCGACGUGAUCGAGUUCGGCGCUUACGUGACCUGUAAGCCGAAUCUCUGGGAGCGCUUCUGCGUUCUCAAGAUUUUCGAGUGCAGCUAUCUCGCGGUCAGACCGGACUUCCGGAACCAGGGUAUUGCUAGAAAGCUCGUGCUAGAUAGCUGGUAUCUUGCGCGCGAUUGCGGCUAUCGAUUGUUCCGUGUUGACUGCAACAAUAGAUAUGUCGCACGGGUUGCGGAAGGUUUCGGUUGGAAACGAGUAUGCACAAUACCGUAUCAUGAAUAUGUAAAGGAUGGCAAACUUGUUUUUAAGCAUAUUAAGGAGCCACAUACCGAAGUGCAGACUUACAUUGAUCAAGUUACGUUUUGCAAGGAUUACUGUCCGCCUUACAAGAAAUGUGAAACGACGUCAGCGCCGAAAAUAAAAGAUUAAUACUGUCUUGAUAAAUAUCUAUCUAAGUUGAGAUGCUUCGUCAAUAAAAUUAAUAAAUAUUUUAUAGAAAUAUACUGUGCAGUGCAUUCGUAUUAUACAUCUAGCCUUUUGUUUCUUGUGCCCAAAUCACAUGGUGAGAACUAUUUGUAAGGACAUUUUUAAAUCUGAUGUAAAUAUGAUUCUUCAUACAAAUUGAAAUUGCUAAAGUAAAUAUUUAUAAUCUA
Messenger RNA from Solenopsis invicta (red fire ant), 1101 nucleotides. RefSeq lists its product as uncharacterized. The transcript has 3 exons. Gene Ontology annotation, molecular function: N-acetyltransferase activity. NCBI's taxonomy places the organism in Eukaryota, Metazoa, Arthropoda, Insecta, Hymenoptera, Formicidae. The record is from RefSeq and is a predicted model, not a curated record. The coding region runs from base 8 to 877 and encodes 289 amino acids.